AUGACCAAUAACCACCAUAAUCAAAAUAAAAUCAUCCACCCCCACCACCACAGCCACCACCACCACCUCCUUCCGUCGUCAUCCACCACCACCAAUCGUUCCAACUCUUCCACCAUCACCACCACCACCCGUUCCCCCUCCUCCACCAUCACCACCGCCACCCGUUCCAACUCCACCACCCAAGCGUGCGCCGCGUGCCGCUACCAACGCCGCAAGUGCGCGCCCGACUGCAUUUUGGCGCCGUACUUUCCGCACGAUCGCCAACGCCAGUUUCAAAACGCGCACAAGUUGUUCGGCGUGAGCAGCAUUACGAAGAUCAUUCGUGAUCUCGACCCGCAACAGAAGGACGAGGCGAUGCGGACGAUUAUUUACCAGUCUGAUGUUCGGGCUCAGGAUCCGGUGGGUGGAUGCUACCGGAUCAUCCGGGAGCUCCAGCGUCAGAUUGAAUUCUCAUGCGCCGAGCUCGAGAUCGUCUUGCAUCAGCUCGCAAUUUGUCGAGCUCACGCGGCGCAGAACCAGAACCAGAACCAGACCCACCACCAUCACGAUCAGAUCUUGAUCGAUGGUGUUGAUUGCGAUAUUCAUCUCGUUAGCAAUCCCGACGACCCGCAUUUGUACGAUGAUCCUUCGACGGUUUUAGAUACCGAUAACGCCAAUCAUCAGCAUCAUGCGGGUCUGGAUCUCGAUCUCGGUCACAUACCGCAGCAACAAGAACACGAAGAUCAUCUCGUGCACGGUCAUGAUCACGAUCACGAGCAGUAUAUUCUCGGACAACAGAAUUUGAACGAUCACGAUGAUGGUUGCGAAGACGAUCACGUGGUUCCGCUUCAAGAAAUAAACUCGUGGGCGGCCAUGAAUAACUCGCCACCGUCUUCCGCCGUGUGCCUGGAGGUGAAGCCGCCGCCGUUGCACGCUUCCGUAGAUGAAUGCGAGGAUUUCAAACCGCUCCUGAUUAGCGACAUUCCAGCCGGAGAACGACACGAAUUCAAGUUUGAAUUCGAUGAAAUAAACGAACCCAGUGAAGAGACUCUAUUUAGUGAAGGAAAUCACAAAGCUUUGCCUAAAGAGGAGAAUGUUUCAUUCUUCACAAAAGAAGAAACAGUAACCUACCAACAAACCAAUGAAGAUCAUGAUCUCAAAGGUGCUGCCACUUUGUUUACCCUCACAAACUGUAGCAGCUACUAACCAACAAUCAAAGAAGUUCUAAAUUCUGUUUUUUGAGAACCAAGUUCUUGCUUCUUGUCAUUAGAAUCUAUAGAUACAGAUUCUUGCAUAUCUAUAUUCAAUCUAUAGAGAUUGGGGAAGUUGGUCUACAUCUUUUUCUUCUCUACUUUCUUCCCAUAUUCACAUGUGAAUAUCUUGAGGGAAAAAAAAGAAGCGGAUUUGCGAAUGGAACGAACCGCUAAAAGGGUAUUGAAAGCAAAGCAAAAGAAAUAACAUAUCAGCAAGAAAGACGAUUCUGAUAAGUGAUAACCCGUUAAAAGAGUCGGGUUUGAAGUUUUUGUUAAUAAGAAAAAUGAGAAGAAUUCAUCGGAGAGAUGGAUUUCGGAGGGUAGAUGAAGAUUUUGGAUUUGGUUUUGGUUUAUAGGUUGUUUUCUUUCAAGUUUAUUGCAAGUUGAGGUAUUUUUCUUGCCUCUUUUCCCUUUGUAAUCUUGGUCUUUAAGGUUUAAAUUCAAUUUCAGAUACAAUUUAUUUUGUCAAAUUAACAGACUAAGACCUUGUUUACUAAACGAUUAUCUGAUGUCAUUUAUAUUACAGAAUGAGUUCACAUGUCAGAGAAUCUUACCCAAUAAAUGAGGGAGAACUCUUAACUGGUAAACGCUUACUAGAUAAAAGAUGUUUACCAACAAUGUUAUCCGAUAAAGCAAGUAUAUGUGGUAGCUCUUGUCGGUAAGCGUUUUUAAA
Molecule: messenger RNA, 1905 nt
Organism: Cynara cardunculus var. scolymus (artichoke)
Lineage: Eukaryota; Viridiplantae; Streptophyta; Magnoliopsida; Asterales; Asteraceae
Product: LOB domain-containing protein 22-like
Exons: 2
Coding region: 1-1185 (394 amino acids)
Source: RefSeq, a predicted model, not a curated record